AACUUGUUUCAGCUGGUGACAUACAUUACAAGACAUUUGAUAGAUUUUUUUUAAUCCAUCAAUAGCUAUUUGUUUGAUUUCUUCCAAAUUUAGAUUUUUGUUAAGGUUUUAGUUGUUGGGGUUUAGGGUUCUCUGUUUAAGCGUUUUGUUUUGUUGUAUAAUAUAAUACCAUAUAAUGAGAUAAAGUCAAGUGUUGACUCUUUUAUCCGAUUUGUAAUGCAUUUAUAUCUGUUCAUGUCUUUAUUUUAUUUAUUUUUUUAACUUCUUUUUACAUUUUCCUUUUGGACCUCGGAGAUCUAGGACAACUCUACAAAUAAAUUGUUAGAAUAGGGGACAAAAUAAUAAUUCUAGAUUGAUAUGUCUUUGCUAGCUAUUUUCAUCAUACUAUUAUUGAUAUAAAUGUUAAUUAUUUGCAGUAAUCUAAUGAAUCCAUUACAUUUUGUGGUUACAGGACCACAGAAACAAGCCCGAGUCUUAUUUUGAAAGUGUGGAUCUUCUACUUCCGGCGUGACGUCUUUCGGCUUGACGUCGCGCGCUGUCACUGGUCCACAGCCCGUUGAGUGCGGUUGUGAUGCGGCACAGAGAGACGCUCGGCGGUCAGAGUCCAUCCCGGUCCCGCAGCUUUCAGCGUCGUGUCCUUCCCGCGUCUGUUCCCGCCUCCUUCACGCCCUCCCGCCACGAGCCGGAGGGGAACCGGGGGGUCCGGCGCGGGCCGUUUAAGCUAGCAGCGACCAGAGCAUGGACCCCCAAGCGGCGACGAGCCCGGCGGCAGCGGCGGCGGCGGGUUUGAACGGCCGCCUGGCCUCUCUGGGAGCCGACGGGGGUGACUCGGAGUCCGGAGCCGGCUCGGACGACGCCGCCGUGGGCUGCUGCAGCGACACGUUCAGCAGCCUGCCCGACAUGGAGCAGGAGAGCCUGGAGGAGAAGCUGCGCGGACUGGCGUUCAGAAAGCAGACGUCGUAUCGGAAGGCGAUCUCCCGCUCCGGCCUCCAUUACCUCGGCCCCCCCCAGCCGUCACUCCCGCCAGCUUCCAACGGGCCGUUGAAGGACCUGCGGACCUGCGUGGACUGGACGGAGAACGCGGUGAACGGCGAUCACCUGUGGAUGGAGACGAGCUGCUCCGGAGAGCUGUGUUAUCUGGGGGAGGACGCCUGUCUGCUGAAGACAGCUAAGUCGGCCCCCAGGAGGAAAUGCGCCGCCUGCAAGAUCGUGGUUCAUUCCGGCUGCAUGGAGCAGCUGGAGAAGAUUAACUUCAGGUGUAAGCCGACCUUCAGGGAGGGGGGAUCCCGGUGCCUCCGAGACAACGUGCUGAGGCAUCACUGGGUUCACAGACGCAGACAGGAGGGGAAGUGCAAACAGUGUGGGAAGAGUUUCCAGCAGAAGUUCUUCCACAGUAAAGAAAUCAUCGCCAUAAGCUGCUCUUGGUGUAAACAGGCGUUCCACAACAAGGUGACGUGUUUCAUGCUGCACCAGAUCGAGGAGCCGUGUUCACUGGGGGCUCACGCCGGAGUCAUCGUCCCGCCCUCGUGGAUCAUCAAAGUCAGGAAACCACAGAGCUCGCUGAAGAACUCUGCCAGGAGAAAAAAACGGACAUCUUUCAAACGAAGGACGAGCAAAAAGGGACUAGAUGAGUCUAAAUGGCGCCCGUUCAUGUUGAAGCCCCUCCCAUCGCCACUCAUGAAACCCAUCUUGGUUUUCGUCAAUCCCAAAAGUGGCGGCAACCAGGGCGCCAAGCUCCUGCAGAUGUUCAUGUGGAUCCUGAACCCCCGACAAGUCUUCGACCUGUCCCAGGGAGGCCUGAGAGAGGCGUUGGAGUUGUAUCGCAAAGUGCCAAAUCUGAGGAUCCUGGCCUGCGGCGGCGACGGCACCGUGGGGUGGAUCCUGUCGGCUCUGGAUGAGCUGCAGAUGAGUCCUCAGCCUCCGGUGGCCGUGCUUCCUCUGGGAACAGGAAAUGACCUCGCCAGGACGCUCAACUGGGGUGGGGGCUACACCGACGAACCUGUGUCCAAGGUUCUGUGUCACGUGGAGGACGGCUCGGUGGUGCAGCUGGACCGGUGGAACCUGGCAGUGGAGAAGAGCUCCCCUCAGCCUGAGGAGGGCACGCAGAAGCUCCCCCUGAACGUGUUCAACAACUACUUCAGCCUGGGCUUCGACGCGCACGUCACCCUGGAGUUCCACGAGUCCAGAGAGGCGAACCCGGAGAAGUUCAACAGUCGCUUCCGCAACAAGAUGUUUUAUGCAGGAGCCGCCUUCUCCGAUUUCCUCCAGAGAAGCUCCAGGGAUUUGUCCAAGCACGUCAGAGUGGUGUGUGAUGGCACCGACCUGACGCCUAAAAUCCAGGAGCUGAAGUUUCAGUGCAUCGUGUUUCUGAACAUUCCUAGGUACUGCGCCGGCACCAUGCCGUGGGGAAACACCGGCGACCACCGAGACUUUGAGCCUCAGCGCCAUGACGACGGCUGCAUCGAGGUCAUCGGCUUCACCAUGGCCUCACUGGCGGCGCUGCAGGUCGGAGGCCACGGAGAGAGACUUCACCAAUGUAGAGAGGUCAUCCUGACCACCUACAAGACUGUACCUGUCCAGGUGGACGGCGAGCCGUGCCGACUGGCUCCAUCCACGCUCCGCAUCUCCCUCCGAAAUCAGGCCAACAUGGUCCAGAAGAGCAAGCGGCGCACCUCUGUGCCCCUGCUGAACGAUAUUCAGAAGGUGUGUGCAGCUGAUCUGCGCCGCCUCUCUGCUCCCCCCGACUCCUUCUCUGUCCCUCACGCCGUCCCGGACCGCCUGCGUCUGCGCGUCAACCGCAUCAGCCUGCAGGAGUACGACCGGCUGCAGUUCGACAAGGAGCGCCUGCGGGACGUCUCCAUCCCCGUGGGCAUCGUGGUGGUGAGGGGCGACUGCGACCUGGAGACCUGCAGACUUUACAUCGACAGGCUGCAAGAGGAUUUACACCAGGCGCCACCUACUGGCCACAGAGUGCACUAUCAGGAUGAGAGCAGAGGCGUCCCCAGGGCCAGCUCCAGCAGCAGACUGUCGCCCAACUGGAGCUUCCUGGACUCCACGUCAGCUGAUCGCUUCUAUCGCAUCGACAAAGCUCAGGAGCACCUCCACUUUGUGACGGAAAUAUGCCAGGAGGAGGUGUUCAUCCUGGACCACGAGGGACCUGUGGGGAGCCAGGGGUCGUCCGCUGGGAUGCCUGAUCUGGUGGUGGAACCCGCCGCCGAGACCUCGCUGACAGCUGAUGAACAAGCCCUCCUGACUGCCGCCGUGUCCGGAGAUCUUCCUACGCUGUCGGAGUGCGUGCAGCGAGGCGUCAGCCUGCUGGUGAGGGACGCCGAAGGCUGCUCGGCGUUGCACAUAGCCGCUCAGAACGGACACACCGACCUGGUCAGAUACAUCCUGCAGCAAGGCUCUAAAGUUCUCCUGGAUCUGACGGACAGAGAGAAAGGGGACACUGCCUUGCACAAAGCAGCCUCAGAAAAGCAGCAUGCCGUCUGCAGAUUACUGGUGGAAGCUGGAGCUUCGCUAGAAAAGACCAACUUCCAGGGGAAGACGCCUGCAGACCAAGCACAGGGAGACUCUGAACUCUCCACCUACCUGAGCCCCCCAAAGCAGCCGUCCCCCCCCAGUAACGAGGACCUGGAGACGGCCGUCUGAGGCGCACGCACACCUGGACUCUGCACACUCGUAGCUGAACACAAGUGGGAGUGAAACGGAGACGAACUCUUGGCUGCAGAGGAGCGCUGAACCGCCUCGCCGCGGCUUGGAUAUUUAUUUGUAUUUAUUUAUUCGUGUUCUAUUUAUUGAUUGAUUGUGCUGAUGGACAGACUGUCUUACUUUGAAUAGUUCAGGAUGCAAGUGCAAUUUCACCGGCCACCACGAGCUCCGCUCUGCUUUCACGACUCUUCAGCGCUUCAGCGUGAGAAAAAACCUUCAAAAUAAAAGCUAGAGGAAGUUCAUUCAUCCCAUCAAA
Messenger RNA from Oryzias melastigma (Indian medaka), 3967 nucleotides. It is a transcript of the gene dgki, whose product is annotated as diacylglycerol kinase, iota. Gene Ontology annotation, cellular component: nucleus. Gene Ontology annotation, molecular function: ATP-dependent diacylglycerol kinase activity; protein binding. NCBI's taxonomy places the organism in Eukaryota, Metazoa, Chordata, Actinopteri, Beloniformes, Adrianichthyidae. Gene Ontology annotation, biological process: diacylglycerol metabolic process; lipid phosphorylation; regulation of synaptic transmission, glutamatergic. The coding region runs from base 739 to 3651 and encodes 970 amino acids. The transcript is spliced from 34 exons. The record is from RefSeq and is a predicted model, not a curated record.